Molecule: messenger RNA, 1335 nt
Organism: Tinamus guttatus (white-throated tinamou)
Lineage: Eukaryota; Metazoa; Chordata; Aves; Tinamiformes; Tinamidae
Source: RefSeq, a predicted model, not a curated record
CCGCCUCGCCGCCCAUGUGCACGGGGCAGACGGAGAUCAAGGAGACCUUCAAGUACAUCAACACGGUGGUCUCCUGCCUCGUCUUCGUGCUGGGCAUCAUCGGCAACUCCACGCUGCUGCGCAUCAUCUACAAGAACAAGUGCAUGAGGAACGGGCCCAACAUCCUCAUCGCCAGCCUGGCCCUGGGCGACCUGCUCCACAUCAUCAUCGACAUCCCCAUCAGCGUCUACAAGCUACUUGCAGAGGACUGGCCCUUUGGGGUUGAAAUGUGCAAAUUAGUGCCCUUCAUUCAAAAGGCCUCAGUGGGCAUCACAGUGCUGAGUUUGUGUGCCCUCAGUAUAGAUAGGUACCGAGCGGUUGCUUCUUGGAGUCGGAUCAAGGGGAUAGGAGUGCCAAAGUGGACUGCUGUUGAAAUUGUGCUCAUCUGGGUUGUAUCAGUGAUAUUAGCUGUUCCAGAAGCUAUAGCAUUUGACAUGAUUACAAUGGAGUACAGAGGAAAGCAUCUUAGAAUUUGCCUGCUCCACCCUACACAAAAAACAUCCUUUAUGAUGUUUUACAAGCAGGCUAAAGACUGGUGGCUGUUCAGCUUUUAUUUCUGUCUGCCGUUGGCCAUCACAGCAUUUUUCUAUACUCUGAUGACUUGUGAGAUGUUGAGGAAGAAAAGUGGGAUGCAGAUAGCUUUGAAUGACCACUUGAAACAGAGACGUGAGGUGGCCAAAACUGUGUUCUGUCUGGUGCUUGUUUUUGCCUUGUGUUGGCUGCCACUUCAUUUAAGCAGAAUAUUGAAGCUCACUAUUUAUGAUCAGAAAGAUCCCAAUAGAUGUGAACUUUUAAGCUUUUUUCUUGUGAUGGACUACAUUGGUAUUAACAUGGCUUCACUGAAUUCCUGCAUCAAUCCAAUAGCUCUGUAUUUGGUGAGCAAAAGAUUCCAAAACUGCUUUAAGUCAUGUUUGUGUUGCUGGUGCCAAUCCAAAGAUCUGUUGUCCCUGGAGGAAAGGCAGUCCUGUUUAAAGUUCAAAGCUAAUGAUCACGGAUAUGAUAAUUUCCGCUCCAGUAACAAGUACAGCUCUUCAUAAAAGAGACGUAAGAGAAGGUGAAGAAAAGCAUAGAAAUAACAAGUCAUUGUUAGCACUUGAAUACUUCUGAAUCAGCACUUCCAAAUGAUCCCCACUUCCUUUAUAUUAAACAAGCAUUUGUAUUCACUAUAACAGUUGUAGGAACUGGAGUCACAGUAAUUACUAAGCAGCAUAAUAUAACUUUCAUUGGAUCAAUGCCAGUAUUAUAUAUAACUCCACACAUUAUCUUUUAUAAAGCAAAUUAACCAUCAUCACUAUU